Molecule: messenger RNA, 1668 nt
Organism: Nymphaea colorata (pocket water lily)
Lineage: Eukaryota; Viridiplantae; Streptophyta; Magnoliopsida; Nymphaeales; Nymphaeaceae
Product: pectinesterase-like
Exons: 2
Coding region: 1-1668 (555 amino acids)
Biological process (GO): cell wall modification
Molecular function (GO): pectinesterase activity; pectinesterase inhibitor activity
Source: RefSeq, a predicted model, not a curated record
AUGAUACGCUGUGUCAUAUGGACAGCCAUUCUCUUCUGGAUGCUCACGGUGCCCUCUUUCUCACUAAACCUCACUGCCCAUGAGGCCUGCGAGUUGACCACCAACCCAAGCUUCUGCAAAUGGGUUCUCCAACCUCAAGAAAGGUCUGACCUCGGCGGCUACAGCCAAUACCUGCUCAGCCAAUCCCUCAGCCACGCGGCAAGGGUCUCUGACCUCAUCCAGAGAAGCCUCAUUGGAAAAGCCAUGCAGGGAUCCGGCGCAUGGCUAGGGGCCCUCCAGGACUGUCUCCUUCUUUCCCAACUCAAUACCAAAUACCUGAAUUCCACGUUCACCACCCUCAAAGCCAUUAAUGGUGCUGCAGGGCUAGCUAUCAACAAGGCCGACGAUGUCCACACCCUUUUGAGCGCCGUCGUUACCAACCAAGAGACGUGCCACGAUGGGCUUAAGAAAGCACGCAGGUCGCAACACGGGGACGAUCUCCAACACUUGGUCGCCAAUGGGUCCGAGCUCUAUCGAACCUCCCUCACCAUGUUUGCCCGCUCUCGGGACCUGAAAGGCCCCAGAAAGCGUGAAGGGGGUGGGGAUCUACUACACGAGUUGAGGGUGAGGCGAGAUGGCAUGCCCCAUUGGCUUAAUGACAAUAAGUUGUUCCGUUUUGGUUCGAGUGGAAGGUCGGAGGAGGAGCUUUCUGCUCGCGGCCGGUUGCGGAAGCAUGGGAAAGUGGUGGUUGCCCAGGAUGGGAGCGGACAUUUCCGGUCCAUCAACGAGGCCAUAGCUGCUGCUCCUGAGGAUAUGCAUCCGAGAAACGGCUACCAUGUGAUUAGGAUCAAGGCAGGUGUUUACGAAGAAUAUGUACGGAUAAGGCAGAGCUAUAGAAAUAUUAUGUUGGUUGGAGAUGGAAUGCGGAGGACCAUCAUCACGGGGAGUCGUAGCGCGGCAGGCGGCUUCGACAUCUUCAACUCUGCCACACUUGCUGUAUGGGGAGACAACUUCAUGGCCAUAGGCAUCACUAUCCGGAAUACAGCCGGACCUGCCAUGGGGCAGGCACUUGCCGUCUUGAACGGCGGCGACAAGUCCGUUUUCUACCGAUGCGGCUUUGAGGGAUACCAAGACACUCUCUGCGUUCACUCCCGGAGCCAGUUCUACCGGGAAUGCAACAUCUACGGCACCGUUGACUUCAUAUUCGGCGACGCAGCUGCGGUCUUCCAACGCUGUAACAUCUAUGUUCGGAAGCCAUUGCCGGGCCAGGCAAACAUGGUUACGGCUCAGGCCAGAACAGAUCCACAUAACAAGACCGGCAUUGCCAUUAUACAUAGCAACAUCUUGGCAACUCCAGAGCUGGAGGUGGCGGCAGCUCGCGGCGAGGUGCAGUCCUAUCUUGGUAGGCCGUGGAAAGAAUAUUCGAGGACAGUGGUCAUGCUCUCUAACAUUGGUGGCUUCAUAAACCCUGCUGGUUGGUCACCUUGGGCUGGUGAUUUUGCACUGAGGACCUUAUACUACGGGGAAUACAGGAACAGGGGUGCAGGCGCAAGUACCAGGCACAGGGUGAAGUGGCCUGGCUACCAUUUGAUGAGCGUAGCUGAUGCAAGAAAAUUUACUGUUGGUCGUUUUAUCGAUGGAGGUACGUGGUUGCCUGCUACAAAGGUGCCCUUCUCAUUAGGGUUGUAA